UUGAAGAAGACCGCCCUACCCUAUUUCUAAAUUCGAUUUCUGAUUCGUUGUUCUCAUAAAAAGGGGUACAAUGCUGUAGCAAUACGUGUCAAAACAUUAAUGUACCAGUAAUACAUUUGUGUUUAUAAAUAUACCUUGACAGUAUUGUCGUGUCAGAAAAUUCUUUUGACAGUUGUAUUUUGACCUGCUCUUGGAAAAUAGAUUUAAUAUGGCUGAUGAUGGAUUUGAUCCGUGUGAAUGUGUGUUUUCUCAUGAAGGGGCAAUGAGGAGAUUAAUAGCUUUGCUGAGAAAUUCACAAUCAUACUGUACUACUGAAGAAUGCUUUAUUAAUCCUCCUGGCCCAGUUGCAACUCAAAGUGAUGGAUCUGAUGGCACUUACAUGAUGUUUGCUAUGGGAUGGUUUCUGUUGGUCGGUUUGCUGUUAUUUUUAAGACCUGCUUCCUUAUCUCAAAGAGGAGAUGAUAAGGCAUCGAACAAUCAGGGUCCUAGUCAACCACCACCAGGUGACUCUGUACAGUAACAGAAGAAUGCCUGCAAUUAUAUAUUUUUUCUUGAAUGAUAUUGAAAAUUAGAUUAUCUUUAUGGAAUUGUUUGUAUUAUAUACAUUCCAGCAUUGUUGUAAUAUGCACUAAAUUCUUUUAUGAUUGUUUGUUUUAAAUAUGUUAUUACAAAUUUUGUGAAAAGCUGAACUGAUUACAUACUAACAUUGUUAUAAAAUGCACAAAAUUAUUUCUAUGCUUGUUUUUUUUAAAGUGUAAUUUAACAUUUAUGUGAAUAUUUCCCUUUUUUAAAUCUUGAUCAGAUACAUUUUACCAUUGUCCUAAGAAAGCACAAAUGUGUUCACUAAAUUCUUCUGAAAAUAAUUUAUCUAAAUAGAAAUUAUGAUUAGAAUUUUUAUAAAAUACUAAUUCAAAAUACAAGUAAAAUCGUAAAAUUUCAAACUAACUUUUUUGCAAGAUUUUUUUUUAAUUUAUAAGUGCAAAGCUUUUAGAACAAAAUCAGAGUGUAUACUUAAUUUCUUCCCUAUUAAAAAUCAAAAAGGGAAAAAACUAGAACUUCUAACAGAAGUAAGCAUUUACCUAACGAUCUAUUUUAGCAUUUAAUAUGUUACUGCUAUUUUUCUCAAAAAAAUUGUACUGCAAAUGAAAAGAGAGAAAUUGCCUCCCUCCUUGAUAAGAGAUACUUCUUGUAAAGUUCUUCCUUGAAAUAUGUGUUUCUUUGAACAUAAUUUUCAUGGAAUCAACGUUUGGUUUUUAAUACGCUAUCAAAAAACGUGUAACAACAGUCCUAGUCCUAAUUACUAUCUUGAAUAUGUCCAAUAUCAAUAUGUAAAUACUGCAUUUUGAGAUUUUGUGAUAUAUAUAUACAAUAUCUUUUAAACUUUCUUUGUAAUAUUUAUUAUCCCAAUAAAAAACAAAGUUUGAUCUGACAUUCUCAUAUGUGAACCUAGUAUA
Messenger RNA from Uloborus diversus, 1454 nucleotides. Its product is annotated as small integral membrane protein 14-like. The coding region runs from base 209 to 520 and encodes 103 amino acids. Gene Ontology annotation, cellular component: endoplasmic reticulum. Lineage: Eukaryota; Metazoa; Arthropoda; Arachnida; Araneae; Uloboridae. The record is from RefSeq and is a predicted model, not a curated record. The transcript is spliced from 5 exons.